UCUUCUCUGGCCCCGGCUUACUGAUCGGGCCUCCUGGGUGAUGGGACCGUGAAACACAAUGGAAUUGGGGGGGUCUGGGGUUGUCCAUUGCUGAGGGAAACCAAGCAGGGGAUGUCAUGGUACAGGGACCGAAUGGGGCUCUGCCUGGCGGUCCUGGCCCGGGUCGGCCCUGAGGCCUGCCUCUCCACCCCCACCCCGGCCCACAGGCCCCUUCCGCACUGCCUGCCCACGCUAGCUGGCCCCCAGGCGAAGAGGCUGUCGGCCUCCAAGCGGAAACAGCAUUUCAUCAACCAGGCUGUGCGGAACUCAGACCUUGUGCCCAAGGCCAAGGGGCGGAAGAGCCUCCAGCGACUGGAGAACACCCAGUACCUCCUAACCCUGCUGGAGACAGAUGGGGGCACAGCCGGUCUGGACGACGGGGACCUGGCACCCCCAGCAGCACCCGGGAUCUUCGCAGAGGCCUGCAGCAAUGAGACCUACGUGGAGGUCUGGAAUGACUUCAUGAACCGCUCUGGGGAGGAGCAGGAAAGGGUUCUCCGCUACCUGGAGGAUGAGGGCAAGAGCAAGACGCGGAGGAGGGGGCCAGGCCGUGGGGAGGACCGAAGGAGAGAGGACCCGGCCUACACACCCCGUGAUUGCUUCCAGCGCAUCAGCCGGCGUCUGAGAGCCGUCCUCAAGCGGAGCCGCAUCCCCAUGGGAACGCUGGAGACCUGGGAGGAGCGGCUGCUGAGGUUUUUCUCAGUGUCUCCCCAGGCCGUGUACACGGCCAUGCUGGACAGCAGUUUCGAGAGGCUCCUGCUUCACGCUGUCUGCCAGUACAUGGACCUCAUCUCAGCCAAGCCAGGACCCAGGGGCGGCCCGGGUGCUUCUCUGCGGGAGCUGAGCGGGGCCUGAACACACAGGAGGAGG
Lontra canadensis (Northern American river otter) is the source of this 909-nucleotide messenger RNA. RefSeq names its product R3H domain containing 4 (gene R3HDM4). The record is from RefSeq and is a predicted model, not a curated record. Bases 112 to 894 code for a protein of 260 amino acids. The transcript is spliced from 7 exons. Lineage: Eukaryota; Metazoa; Chordata; Mammalia; Carnivora; Mustelidae. Gene Ontology annotation, molecular function: nucleic acid binding.